Messenger RNA from Ipomoea nil (Japanese morning glory), 1092 nucleotides. Its product is annotated as LIM domain-containing protein WLIM1-like. The record is from RefSeq and is a predicted model, not a curated record. Gene Ontology annotation, cellular component: actin cytoskeleton; plasma membrane. Gene Ontology annotation, molecular function: actin filament binding. Lineage: Eukaryota; Viridiplantae; Streptophyta; Magnoliopsida; Solanales; Convolvulaceae. The transcript is spliced from 5 exons. Gene Ontology annotation, biological process: actin filament bundle assembly. The coding region runs from base 277 to 855 and encodes 192 amino acids.
UCUGCAAGGAACAAUUAUGAAUCUUUCAUUACACAUUUCACAGAUUUCUCCCGCAUUUCACUAUCUCUCCUACUUAGCCUUAAUUCCAACCCAAGUAAAAGUAGUUUUCUUUAACUACUAGUGAAACCAACAUGUUUAUUUCUUGAUUCUUGACCACACUAACAACCCAAAGAGUCUUUGUGUUCUGUGUUCCUAACUCCUAUAAGUGCUUUCUGCUUCUAAUAAGAGAGAGUGUGUGUGGGAGAGAUCUUGUUUUGUUGGAAGAGACUAAUAGCCAUGGCAUUUGCAGGAACAACCCAGAAAUGCAUGGCGUGUGAGAAGACAGUCUAUCUCGUUGACAAGUUAACCGCAGAUAAUAGAGUCUACCACAAAGCGUGUUUCAGAUGCCACCACUGCAAAGGCACCCUCAAGCUUAGCAACUAUAACUCGUUCGAGGGAGUUCUAUAUUGCAGGCCACACUUUGAUCAACUCUUCAAGAGAACUGGUAGUUUGGACAAAAGCUUCGAAGGGAUACCAAAGAUUGAGAAGCCAGAUAAACCUGUCCUCAACGGGAAACCGCUAGCAAAUAAAGUUUCAAGCUUUUUUGUUGGAACAAGAGAGAAAUGUGUGGGCUGCAAGAGUACUGUCUAUCCAAUUGAAAAGGUCUCGGUGAAUGGAAGUGCAUAUCACAGGAGCUGCUUCAAAUGCAGCCAUGGAGGGUGCGUGAUUAGCCCAUCCAACUACAUUGCAUAUGAUGGCCGCCUAUACUGCAAACACCACCAUAUUCAACUUAUCAAGGAAAAGGGCAACUUGAGCCAACUUGAGGGAGAGCAUGAGAAGAAUUUGGUCAGAGUGAUGGAAAUUGCUGCAGAAUAGUAAUUUGAACGGUAUUUUGGACUGUUACUUGGCUUUAAAGCAAUUAAUUCCUGUUUAGCUGCCUGCAUUUCAUUCCUGUUUAUAAAGUUAAAAGUAAAAUAAUGAUCUACAUCUACUGAUGCAUGUUAGUUGUUUACUACCUUCUAGCCUUGAUUUAUAUCAAGGAAUUACGAUGUUCAAAGGAAGAUUCUUUGAAUGAUAUAGUAACAUGAUGGAUCAAAUUUCACUUUCAUGCAA